UUAUCCAUGGAAGAACAUUUGAAUCAAGAAAAACUGAGCAUCGAUACAGAAAUACAAACAAAAUUGCUUGAUUACCAUAAUAAUGAUCAUCAUCAUCAUCAUCAUAAGGGUGGUAUACAAACCAUGCCUUUCAUCAUAGUGAAUGAAGCAUUUGAGAGAAUGGCAAGUUAUGGACUGAUGCCCAACAUGAUAUUUUAUCUUAUGGAAGUUUAUCAUAUGGAAGUUGUAACUGGAACAACUAUACUUUCGAUCUGGUCAGCACUUUCAAAUGGUCUUUCCAUCAUUGGUGCUUUUGUCUCAGAUUCUUAUUUGGGUCGGUUUUGGGUCAUUGCAAUCGGGUCUGUCUCCACCCUUCUUGGGAUGACUUUUUUAUGGUUAACUUCCAUGGUUCCACAAUUAACACCCUCAUCUUGCUAUGAAAUUGACUCAAAUUGCAGCCGACCAUCACUAGCCCAACUCGCUUUUCUUUUCUUAUCUUUUGGUCUGAUCUCGGUAGGAUCUGGUUGCAUCAGACCGUGUUCAAUGGCUUUUGGUGCAGACCAAUUCACACACCAUACAGCCCUUAACAACCAGAGACUCAUUGAUAGCUACUUUAAUUGGUACUAUGCAUCUGUAUCACUUUCAACAAUCGUCGCUUUUACUGUUUUGGUCUACAUACAAGAUCAACUUGGUUGGCAGGUUGGAUAUGGAAUUCCUGUUUUGGUCAUGGUCUGUUCUGUACUUAUGUUCUUACUUGGGUCAUCUCUUUAUGUCAAAGUAAAAGUCAGCGAGAGCCCGUUUUCAGGGUUCAUUCAAGUUUUAAUCAUUGCUUUCAAGAAACGUAAGGCCAUUCUUCUUCAUGAUGACUGCUAUAAUCAUAGUAAUGAAAUGGAUCGAGCUGAGCUGACAGACAAUUUAAGGUUUCUCAACAAAGCAUGUGUUAAUGAUAUGAAUGUGGAUUCUUCGAACUUGAGCCCAUGGAGUGUCUCCACAGUUGAAAAGGUUGAAUCACUCAAAUCGCUAAUUAGGAUAUUACCUGUGUGGUCUUCGUGCAUUUUACUAUCCACGACAAUUUCACAGGGCUUCCCGACACUCCAAGUGAAGACAAUGAACCGUCAUAUCAUCUCAGGGUUUGAGAUUCCAGCUGCAUCGUUUAGCUUGUUCAUUGUUUUGACACUCGCUAUAUGGAUAGCCUUUUACGAUCGAAUCUUGGUCCCACUUCUAGAUAAAUAUACAAGUGAACCACGUGGUUUCCACCCAAAAACCCGCAUGGGAAUUGGGCUGUUAAUCACAAUCGUGGCAAUGAUGGUAUCUGCAAUCGUGGAAACAAUAAGGCGCCACAUAGCAAGGUCUGUCUACAAUCCAAAUUCAAUAGUUGACAUGUCAGCAAUGUGGUUGGUACCACAAUUUGCGUUAUAUGGUUUAGCCGAGGCAUUUAAUGCAAUUGGGCAAAUAGAAUUUUAUUAUUCUGAGCUCCCCACAAGUAUGUCGAGUAUUGCCAUGGCCGUGUUUAUCAUGGGCAAUGCAAUUUCGGGGCUCGUUAGUAGCCUUUUAAUAAACGUGGUGAACUCAGUCACAAGUCAAGGAGGUCAAGUAAGUUGGCUAUCUAGUGAUAUCAAUGAGGGUCACAUUGAUUACUACUACUGGCUACUUGGUUUUUUGAAUCUGCUUAACUUUUUCUACUUCCUUAUGUGUUGUCGGGUUCAUCGGAAUUUAUCUUCAUCUCAAAGUAAGGUAGUCAGUGAGCUCGGAGAAGAAGAAUCUGAUUGUAGGCAUUGA
Erigeron canadensis is the source of this 1758-nucleotide messenger RNA. RefSeq names its product protein NRT1/ PTR FAMILY 1.2-like. The transcript has 4 exons. Gene Ontology annotation, molecular function: transmembrane transporter activity. The coding region runs from base 7 to 1758 and encodes 583 amino acids. Gene Ontology annotation, biological process: transmembrane transport. The record is from RefSeq and is a predicted model, not a curated record. Gene Ontology annotation, cellular component: plasma membrane. NCBI's taxonomy places the organism in Eukaryota, Viridiplantae, Streptophyta, Magnoliopsida, Asterales, Asteraceae.